This is a messenger RNA of Vigna unguiculata (cowpea), 848 nucleotides long. Its product is annotated as ATP-dependent Clp protease adapter protein CLPS1, chloroplastic-like. The record is from RefSeq and is a predicted model, not a curated record. Gene Ontology annotation, biological process: proteolysis; protein catabolic process. NCBI's taxonomy places the organism in Eukaryota, Viridiplantae, Streptophyta, Magnoliopsida, Fabales, Fabaceae.
CCCAAAAAAAUCAGUGAGGUAACGACAAAGACAACAUUGGAUUAAUUAUCUCACAUUCUUGCUACCCUCCUAUUGUUACAGGAGCUAUUUGCUAAGUGUCAACAAAGAAACUCAAAGAGCAGCAAUGGAAGCUGCAUUAAGCACUGCACUUGCUCUUUCACCUAACCAAGUAUUCAAUGCAGUAAAUCCUGGAGAUAAAAAUUUUGCUCUGAAAUAUUGCAAAGAUCGUACUGUUGUAAUGACAAUGGCAGCCACUGGAAUAUUGGGAAAAGGUGGAGGGUUGGUUGAGAAGCCAACCAUAGAGACUACAACACCUGGAAGGGAAUCUGAAUUUGAUGUAAGGAAAUCUCGGAAAACAUCUCCACCAUUUCGAGUUUUGCUGCACAAUGACAACUUCAACAAGAGAGAAUAUGUUGUGCAAGUGUUGAUGAAGGUGAUACCUGGAAUGACAAUUGAUAAUGCAGUUAACAUCAUGCAGGAGGCACAUCAUAAUGGAUUAGCAGUGGUGAUCACAUGUGCUCAGGUGGAUGCUGAAGACCACUGCAUGCAACUGAGAGGAAACGGCCUUUUGAGCUCAAUUGAGCCAGCUGAUGGUGGUGGUUGCUGAUAGAAAAACAGAUCAUUGGCAUGUGCUUAUUUUGGCCUAGUACUUUCUUGGUUGGGUCACAAAUCAUAUCAUAUCUUACAAAUUACUCAGUUCCAUAAUGUUCUUCUUUCCAAUUCCGACCAUUAAUGAUGUUUGUAUAGAAAAGUAAUGACUAGCUAAGGAAAGGGAUGGUAGCAGCUACUUUGUACUUAAUACAAGACAUAAAUUGCUACCAAUGGGUUAGAUUUAAAGCCUUAUACUA